UAAGUCAUAUCUUAAAGAUAUCACAUUGCGGUCGGCACUAAAAAGUUAUAAUUUUAUAAACAACAUAUAAAAUCUGUAGUAAACUUUUAAACCGGAUGCAUGUAAAGUGAUUGGAGGAAAGGAAUAUUCUAGGUAUCAUCAUUUACAGUACAGGGCUAAUUAGGUGAUCAAUAACAAAGACUUGGAAACUUGUAGAAACCACAAAAUCCUUUCAAAUGAGUUAUCCUUCAAAAGAGAUUUAAUUCAAGUUAAACAGAGAACUAUGUUCUUUUGUUUUCUGGGGGGGGUCACUGAUUUUCAGACACAAGCUCUGCGUUGGUAGGAGUGGUUUAAGUAGAAUUGGAAGAUGUCCUAUAUUAACAUCACAUGACCGGACUAAAGGUGAUAAAUAUGUGGACAUGCGGUAAAGAGGCUCAAUGCCAUCACAUGCAAUGAGUUGUGAACACGAGUAAAGGCAAUAGUAACUCCAGCUGCGCUCGCUCUCUGGCUUCUUUCUACUAUCUUUCUACUACAGUUUGCACACAGGACAGCAAGCUGUUAGGACACAAGCUUCGAAAUCUGAAGAACUCUCACCUCUCACGCUCCAGGGGCCCGCUCCAGGACAGUUAAAAUGCCACAAAACAUUACUUUGAAAGACAACCAUGCAAAUUCUGAACUCGGCGGUGAAGAAUGGCUGUGUUCCAAGGCUGCAAAGAAUCCAGCCCCGGGCCUCGCUUCUGUGCAGUGGACUCCAGGACCUUUAGGCAGAGCCAUCUCCAUUGGGUCACGGUUAAACGCUGAGGCUUCACAGGGUGACCGGGCCGAGCUGGUCCCAAAGGCUGAGACCAAACUAUACCACCGUCGCUGGUCCAUGCUGUUUCUCUUCAGUGCAGUCUCAGCCAGCAAUGCCUUCAUGUGGCUUCAGUACGGCAUUAUUAGCAACAUAUUCAUGCGCUUCUACAACAUUGACUCUCUGGCAAUCGACUGGUUGGCCAUGAUCUACCUGCUCACUUACAUUCCACUCAUUCUGCCCGUCCUGUGGCUCCUGGAAAACAGGGGAAUCCGGGAAGUUGUCCUCAUUGGGUCAGCCUUUAACUGCAUUGGUGCCUGGAUAAAAAUUGGUAGUGCCAGUCCCAAUAUGUUCCCACUGACCUUUUUUGGCCAGUUUGUGUGCUCAGUAGCCACUGUGUUCGUCCUUGGUAUUCCCUCUUAUCUUGCCUCAGUGUGGUUCGGAGAGAAAGAGGUUUCCACCGCUUGUUCUAUAGGAGUUAUGGGAAACCAGCUGGGUAUUGCCAUCGGGUUCCUUGUGCCUCCCAUCCUGGUGCCUAAUGUGGACAACAUGGACGAGCUGGCUCAUCACAUCAGCAUUAUGUUCUACAUCACAGCAGGAGUGGCCACCUUACUCUUCAUCCUUGUUAUCUUUGUCUUCCAGGAGUGUCCUAAACUUCCUCCGACUCAGGCCCAGGCCACAGCUCGUAGUAUCCCGCCAGAGCAGUACUCAUACAUGGCCUCCAUUCUCAGGCUGCUCCGCAACCGUCCAUUCAUCCUCCUCAUCAUCACUUACGGUUUGAACGUGGGUUGUUUCUAUGCUGUUGGCACCCUGCUGAACCGCAUGAUCAUCGAGCAUUACCCUGGAGAAGAGGUGAAUGCUGGGAGGAUUGGCCUCACCAUUGUCAUUGCGGGGAUGGUUGGAUCCCUGAUCUGUGGCAUUUGGUUGGACAAAACUAAAACCUACAAGCAGACAACCCUUGCAGUGUACUUCAUGUCUCUGGUGGGGAUGAUAGUCUAUGCUGCUACACUCAAUCUGGGACACCUCUGGGUGGUCUUCAUCACCGCUGGAGCUCUCGGGUUCUUCAUGACUGGCUACCUUCCACUGGGCUUUGAGUUUGCGGUCGAGCUGACAUACCCAGAGUCAGAGGGAACCUCAUCCGGACUCCUCAACUGUUCAGCACAGGUGUUUGGCAUUAUAUUCACCAUCUGCCAGGGGAAGAUCAUCGACAGAUUCAGCACACUGGGAGGAAACAUCUUCCUCUGUGUUUUUCUCCUAAUCGGCACCAUAAUAACGGGCUUAAUCAAAUCUGAUCUGCGGAGACAAAAUGCAAACAAGUUGGCCAAAGCAGCAGCGGAGGGGCGGAUGUCAGGACAAGACUACGGAACCACGACACUAAUCUCCAAUCCGCAGACUCCUUCUUCACAAGGCUGAUCAAUACACCUUUCUGCUUCCACAAAAACAAUCUCCUCAAAUCUUUGCUCAACACGCAGAUUCCCAAAGGGACCUUCCGUCUGUCGCAAUGGGAGUCUGUCUGCAUCAUCUAUCAUCAAAGAAGCCAAGUUUUAGAGGCCAAACACACACUGACGUAAAAGCCUUGAAAAUAAUCUUGAUCUCCUUGAUGUUACAGUGUAACAUACUGAGAUAGAACAACACCAUCAGGAAUUCUUUGCACUCGCUUCCCUUCUAAGAAGAGUUAGAUGUACUGUGUUGCAUUAGCUAUUUAUAAAUUAAACAAUGCUAAAAUGCUGAAUUAAAUCAGAUACAUAAAAUUCAUUGUUCAGAAUGUUUGUUUGUGCCUCGACAAAUGUACCUGUAAGUAUUUUAAAGUGUACAGUAUAUAUAGAUACAUUUGCCCUAAUGAAGUGACUAAUUAUGUUAUUGCAUAAACAGUUGUACAUAAGGUAUCUACGUUGUUAUCAGUGAUUUUGGCUGAAGAUCUUUGUGAUUUAAGAUAAUUUAUACAGCAGCAUAUUAAAAGGUUUCUAAUCCAUGUCAUCCCACAGUUAGGGAUGCAGUAUUCAUGACAUACAAUUGUGUAAUAUUAUUUGUAACCCCAUGCAUGUUUACAUAUUUGACAUGAAAUAAAACUGUUAUAUUAAAUUACA
Messenger RNA from Cottoperca gobio, 2856 nucleotides. It is a transcript of the gene flvcr2b, whose product is annotated as FLVCR choline and putative heme transporter 2b. Bases 611 to 2182 code for a protein of 523 amino acids. The record is from RefSeq and is a predicted model, not a curated record. The transcript has 11 exons. Gene Ontology annotation, biological process: transmembrane transport; heme export. Gene Ontology annotation, cellular component: membrane. NCBI's taxonomy places the organism in Eukaryota, Metazoa, Chordata, Actinopteri, Perciformes, Bovichtidae. Gene Ontology annotation, molecular function: heme transmembrane transporter activity; heme binding.